GGUGACAUGCAGUUUCCUCGGGCAUAGCUUCCUUGUUUGUGACUUCACUGAACUGCACAAGGAACUGGGGACAUCCUAUAAUAUUUCCUGACCUCCCUUGCCACCACUGGAUAUUUCUUUAAAGGAUGCAUCAUAUUGAAAAUGGGAUUUCGGACUAUAACGCACAUCCACUUGGGACAGAUGCAGUGUGGCAGACAAAUGAGUCGUCUGAGUCCUUACGUUAUCGGGGCCAUGAAGAGCAAACAUGGACCAAAAAAUUCCCACCGACAAGGGUACUAGAAGACCAAUGGGUGGACAUGUGGCUGGAGGAUGAAAACAGACCUAUAAAAGACCUGUAUUGCUCUAUACAGAAGAAAAGAGAAAUAAGGAGAAAGCAGGAAAGGAAAAUUGCAAAGAAGACAGGAUGUGAGUCCUGGAAGGAAGAAAGGACAAGAUCUUGGAGAAAAUGUAAGACUAUAAUGUCGGAUGUUCUACAAUAUCUGAUUCUGUGGAAAGGCACCCUGCAAACUAUUGGAGGUCAGUUUGGAGCCGGAAUACAAUCCUACUUCAGUUUCCUAAGGUUAUUGGUGCUAAUGAACUUUAUAACUUUCCUUCUAAUUGCUGGAUUCAUUCUGAUUCCCAACAUUGCCUUUAAUGCAUUAGGUUUAGAACAGAACUUUACCAUUUCUAAAACAGACGAUGUUUGUUUCAAGUAUAAUCCGAAUCCACAAGGACUAGAGAGAUUUUACGUCUUCAUCAUGGACAUCCUAAUGGGAACGGGUUUUAUGGAGCUCACUUAUAUGUUUUAUGGAUAUUACAAGAACUCGUCCGUGAACCUGGCUGACUUUUCCUAUAAUAUUCCUCUGGCCUAUCUUGUAACGACUCUGGUUUACUUUCUUCUCAGUCUAUUGUGGACAGUGAUCAGAUCAGUUCAAGGUUUCAAGCAGAGUUUGAUAACCGAUGAUUCAUCAAUGACUAAUUACACAGAUAAGGUGCUUUCAGGCUGGGACUUCUGCAUAAAAGAUGAGAAGAUUAUAAAGCAGAAGCAGAGAAGUAUUCGAUAUGAGUUAAAGGUAGAUCUUGAAGAGGAAAAAAUGAAGCGUCUCCAUGCCCAGCGUACCAUGAAUCAAAGAAUUAAAAUUUACUCCAUCCGAAUCUUACUUAAUUUCAUUGUCUUUGGCCUCAUAUGUGGCGCUUUCUAUUGUAUCUACCUUUCUACAGAACAAUCUCAACUACUGCUUGAAUCGGAAACAGUGAAGGGUAACUUCAUCCUGGAACUGCUGACUGGCUAUCUGCCUUCAAUCGUCAUCACAGCCGCCAACAUCCUUUUGCCGAUGUUAUUUAAUAUCAGCAUCAAAUGGGAGAAGUACAUUGUUAGCGUGGAAAUUAAGAUGACGCUAUUCAGGUGUGUGUUUCUACGGCUGGCUAGUCUGGGAAUGUUGCUGUACUCUCUAUGGAACAAUAUCACUUGUGGGGAUAGAGAAGAUAAAACACCUUGUGAGAUAUGCGGAUACAAUUAUGUGGACAACAAAUGCUGGGAGACACGGGUUGGUCAGGAGAUGUAUAAACUGAUGAUCUUUGAUUUCCUUACUGUCUUGGUAAAGAUAUUACUGAUGGACUUCCCUCGAAAGAUGAUUGUUGACCACUGUUCAUGUAAGCUCAUCCAGUUAUGGGGUCAGCAGGAAUUUGAGGUCCCCCCAUUUGUGCUGGACAUUAUCUAUGGGCAGACGGUAUGCUGGAUUGGAACCUUUUUCUGCCCUUUGCUUCCUCUCCUCAACACAAUAAAAUACUUCAUCAUAUUCUAUAUGAAAAAGCUGACACUAUUCAGCAACUGCCGACCAGCCAGUCGCACAUUUCGGGCAUCCAGUGCAAACUUCUUUUUUCUGCUGGUGUUGCUCCUUGGUCUUGCCAUAUCUUGGGUGCCUGUCUUGUAUAGCAUGUUUUCUAUGACUCCAUCAAAAGCCUGUGGUCCCUUUAGAAACCAGGAGUUCAUCUGGGAUACUAUUUCCAUGUCUGUUGAGGUCCUACCAAGAGUCGCCAGGGAAUUCUUUCAGUUUAUUGGAUCGCAGGCGUUUGCGAUACCAUUGUUCUUCUUUUCAUGUAUUAUCAUGUUCUACCUCAUGGCACUUGGAAGUUCAUAUGGGAAACUAGUGAAAACACUCAAAGAUCAACUGCAAAUGGAAAGAAGCAGAAAGAUAUUACUGAAUCAGGCAUACCAGUAAAGCCAGAUUCAAGAGCAUCAAUGAGGAUAUUCACAAGCUUCAACAAUCUAAAGUGGAUGUUAUUUUCCAGCAAGCCAUACCAUAUAAAACAUGAAUAGAAGUCAUAUGUUUGACAUAAUUAUAACUGCAAUGUUAUUGCUCACAGCCCAUUAGACUGUAACUUUAAUGCAUUGUGACAGUCCCACCCCUGAGGAGCCAUCAAGUGUAUAUUACACCGUAGACUGUAUGGACUUUAUUUACUGGGUGACAUCACAUUCCCUGCUGUAUACUGAUCAAUUAAUAAUAAUUCCACCGUUAUAAUUCAGGAGAUAUGUUAGCAAAAAUGCCACACCAACACCGUGUUGUCUGAAACCAGUCAUUGUGUAUAUAUGUAUAUAUAGUUAAAUGUUUAAUGAUAUUGACUUUUGUUGAAAUCAUAUAUCAUAUCAUAUAUCUCAAAUAGACAUGUACAGGAUCAAGAAGUGUGACUGGAUCACUUGGCACUUCGUGGCAAUAAAUUGACGACUUAUGCUAAA
This is a messenger RNA of Bufo gargarizans (Asiatic toad), 2716 nucleotides long. RefSeq names its product transmembrane channel like 4 (gene TMC4). NCBI's taxonomy places the organism in Eukaryota, Metazoa, Chordata, Amphibia, Anura, Bufonidae. The coding region runs from base 126 to 2201 and encodes 691 amino acids. Gene Ontology annotation, cellular component: plasma membrane. The transcript is spliced from 16 exons. The record is from RefSeq and is a predicted model, not a curated record. Gene Ontology annotation, molecular function: mechanosensitive monoatomic ion channel activity.